Molecule: messenger RNA, 6481 nt
Organism: Fundulus heteroclitus (mummichog)
Lineage: Eukaryota; Metazoa; Chordata; Actinopteri; Cyprinodontiformes; Fundulidae
Product: AP2-associated protein kinase 1
Exons: 20
Coding region: 898-4095 (1065 amino acids)
Biological process (GO): protein phosphorylation
Molecular function (GO): ATP binding; protein kinase activity
Source: RefSeq, a predicted model, not a curated record
CAGAAGCCACCGCGUGCGUCAACAGCAACAGCUAGGAUGUUGCGAUAAUGCUGGCAGCCAAAGAUUGCUGUGGUUGCAGAGAUUAGACGGCUGAGUCGAAACCUCAGUCGGUAACAUCUCAGCGGAUGACAGACGCAGCGGUUACACAUUUGCACCAGACGCAGAAUCGUCUCCUAUCAAGUCGACGCUUACUGGGGGCUGCCCUGCGCUGAAGGCGUCAGCGAACGGAAACCAUAUAGUUGUGUGCGUGUGUGUGUGUGUGUGUACACAUAUAUAUAUUUAUAUAUAAAUGGGAGCAAUUAAAUAGCCGCGCGGACAGUUAGCAAUGAGGCAACAAACGGUCGCCGCGCUCUCGUGAAGGAUGGAAACAGCUUUUUGGGCAGCGCUGUCGCAGUUACUCGGAGGCUACACCGCGUUUGAAGACGUUUUCUUCCGAGGAUAACCUGGAUAACCUUACACGAAAUGUCAUAGCGCCUUAGCAGCUAGCACUUAGCUAGCUCGGUGACGGCUGGACGAGAUGGAGAUGGACCUAUUUUUCCUCAGCAGCCGCAGCCGACCAUGAGCAGCUGGCCGACGGGUAAAAGGAGCACUUUUGUUUCUCCCGGAGAUGCUUUAACCUCCGGGGCGGUGUGAUACACUUAUAUAACAGCUAGCCGCUCUACAGUCAUCAUUGUACAGUCAAAUGGGACAUUUCCCCUAAAAAAUCUCGCACCAUCGCCACAAGGGAAAGAAAAAAAGGGGGUAUUGCUUGCAUUUUUUUUUUUUUUUUUUUUUUUUUGAGACGCCCGAAUAGACUCUGGAUAAGUUGGAGCUGGGUACAACUGCAACACAGCCGGCCCAGCAGAGUGUGAAGGGAAAAAGGGAGAAGCACGUCCUCCCUGCUGUCAUUUCGACACCAUGAGGAAGUUCUUUGAUUCCCGUCGGGAGUUGGUGAGCUCCGGGCCUGGUUCUGGAGGAGGGGGCAGCAGCUCUGGGUCCAGCCACGCCGGAGGAAAUUUCAUUGGCAGAGCCUUCACUGUUGGGCGGCACCAAGUCACCGUUGAGGAGAUCAUCGCAGAAGGUGGCUUUGCGAUCGUGUUCCUGGUGAAAACAAACCAAGGGGUGCGCUGCGCCCUGAAGAGGAUGUACGUCAACAAUGAGCACGAUCUGCAGGUGUGCAAACGGGAGAUCCAGAUUAUGAAAGAUCUCGUUGGUCACAAGAAUAUUGUUGGUUAUCUGGACUCCAGCAUCACAGCUAUGGGAUCUCGAGACGUUUGGGAGGUUCUCAUACUGAUGGACUACUGCAAGGGAGGGCAGGUGGUGAAUCUGAUGAAUCAGAGACUUCAGACUGGCUUCACGGAGUCCGAGGUGCUCCAGAUCUUCUGUGACACCUGUGAUGCCGUAUCCCGCCUGCAUCAGCGAAAGGCACCGAUCGUCCACAGAGACCUCAAGGUGGAGAACAUCCUCUUGCACGACAAAGGUCAUUACGUGCUGUGUGACUUUGGCAGCGCCACAAACAAGUUCCAAAACCCACAGACCGAAGGAGUGGCCACUGUGGAGGAAGAAAUCAAAAAAUACACAACUUUAUCAUAUCGAGCUCCAGAAAUGGUGAACCUUUACAACAAUAAGAUUAUAACCACAAAGGCUGAUAUCUGGGCGCUGGGCUGUUUGCUGUACAAGUUGUGCUUCUUCACUCUUCCCUUUGGUGAAAGCCAGGUGGCCAUCUGUGAUGGCAGUUUCACUAUUCCAGAUAAUUCCCGUUACUCUUACGAUCUUCACUGCCUCAUUCGGUACAUGCUGGAGCCAGACCCUGACAAAAGACCUGAUAUCUAUCAGGUGUCCUUCUUUGCUUUUAAACUAGCUCAGCGGACCUGUCCUGUUCAGAAUGUGAAGAACUCUCCAAUUCCUCCCACCCUUCCCGAGCCAAUCAAAGCGAGCGAGGCUGCUGCAGCUAAGAAGAGCCAGACUAAGUCCAGACUCACGGAUCCAAUCCCCACCACUGAAACCUCCAUCACCCCUCGUCAAAGGCCCAAAGCCGUGCACACCCAGCCCGCUGCUGGCAUCCUACCCAUCCAGCCUGCUGCCCUCACCCCUCGCAAGCGGGCUAAUCUCUCUGGUGCUGCAGUUCAGCCUGUGGGAGUCAGUUUGGACCUCUCCCAGCCAGCUGCAGCUCUCCAGUCGCAGAAGGCACAGGCUUCAGCUCAGCCGUUCGUUCAAACUCAAACCAACACUAGUCAUGCUGGAGCUCCACAGAAGCAGACCGUGCAGCCAGCUGCAGCUGCAGAGACGGCGGCCCCUGCAGCAUCACAAGUGGCCAAAGCCGAGGCUGCACCACAAGCACAGCCAGCAUCCCAGCAACAGGCCACGCCCUCUCCCUCUGCGGUCAGCUCUGCUCCCCCGGUGGCGGCGCAGACUCCAUCCAGCCCGGCCGCACCUCAGCGCCCAGCGCGCCGCAAGCAGCCAGGUCAGGCUCAGCAGCCGGAGGCUCAACCCUCUCCGUGCAAACCGGCACCGGGGCAGCCAGAAGCAGCUCAGCAGCAGGAGAUACCAGCCCAAACUCAGCCCGCUUCCACCGAGACCAGCCAAACAUCAGCUCAGACCACUCCACCAGAGACUCCAAAGACAUCAGACGACCGAGGUCACCAACCUGUGCCGAGUGAUGCAGCAGCAAACGUUGCUGCAGCUCCCGUCAGUGACUCCACACCGCUGCAGCAAGGAGCUAAUGGCAGCAUUGCCCUCAGCCAAUCACUUGUUUCUCAACCAAACACCACUGACCCUGUUGAGCCGAGCCUUUGCGAUGCAGCUAAGGACCAAAACAAAGGGGCACCCACUGUUCCUGCCUCUGGUUCCACCAACACCCCCACACAGCCAGCAUGGAACCCGUUUGACGACGACAACUUCUCCAACUUUACCGCUGAGGAAUUCAAAACUGAUGACAAAAAGACUACAGACAUGCUGUCAGAUACUGAAGUAGCUUCCUCGGAAGAGCUGAUCCCAGGUCUGCAGGCCUUAUCUGUGGAAAACAGUCAAGAGACUGCUGAAAGGCCGUCCGCCAUUCUGGAAUCAGGAGCCUCUCUUUUGGUUGUCCCAGAUCCUUUCCAUACCCUCGAACUGUCAGAUACUCCAGAGAAGCUGAUUGAAGGUCUGAAGUCUCCUGACACAUCUUCACUCAUGCUUCCUGAUCUGCUGUCGUUGUCUGAUCCUUUUGGAGGAUCUGUGGACUCUGUAAAGGACCCUCUUACUGCAGACGACUCUCUCCUCGGCUGCUCUCUCAUCUCCGGUCCACCCGCAGCACCGGGCAGCGCCGCGUCCUCCAUCUCCUCUGCUCCCACCUCCGCCACGUCUGCUCUGGAUGAUUUCAGCCUGUUGUCUGGAGACUCAGUACAGCCUAAAGGGGACUCCUCUCUCCUCAUCUCAGACUUUGAGACGCAGCCGACCAGCGCGGAGGCUGCCACAGAGGACGACUUUGAUCCUAUUCCCGUCACAGGCCGAAAGAAUUCCCAAGACCUCCAGAGGGAGCUCACCAAUAACAAACCUCCCCCUGCUCAGACUGCAGCUCCCGGGCAGAGGAUCCAUCCCAGCAAAGCUGCAUGUGUCCCUUACAAACACAUGUUGCUGUCAGAUGAAUGUGGCGCUCAGCCCCGCCCCGCACAUGCUCCCUGCUCCGACCGGCAUUUCAUACCUGUUAACCAAGAACCCCAGAGGCCGCCUCCGAGCAGCCCGAUGGACUCUGAUGCCUUCCAGCUGGUCCCGUUUAAAACACAAAGAAAACAAAGCGGGGCAGCAUUAGGCGGCUCUGCCGUUUCUGCAUCCCAUAAUUCUGCUGAGGCAUCAGAUGUUUUCCUGCAGGCACCGUUUGGGAAGCGGCAGGAAACCAACAAAGCUGCUCCCAUUAACAGCAAAAAGUGUCACCCCGGCGCCCUUCUGCACACAGAAGCCCCCCUGCUCCAGCAGCCCGUGGCGGUGCACCGGGUCGUCUCCCGGAUUGGUCAGCAGGCUGCCGUGGGCUCAGUGGCAGUGGGGCCACUGCAUUCCUGGACCAUAGUGGGAAAAGCUGUGGACGACCCGUUUACUGCAGCACCUUUUCAGCCCAGAUACUCUCAAGGGAAACCUUAGUUUUAUUGUUACGUCUUAAAAAAAAAAAGAAAGCCAAUUAAGAUGAAGAAACCAAAGUAUAGUGCAGCUGCAGUAUUAAUAGCGUUCCACAUGUUGUUUGAACAUUGUUACGAGGCUAAAGCUCCAUCCGAGUCAUGCUGCCUGCUCUCAGUGGCCGUAUCAGGUCUUCAGGAACAGUCUGAACUUUUUAACUCCAGUGGAUUACUCACUCAUUCAGUAAUCAUAUAAAAGUAAUUAAGGAUGUGCAGUUCCAGUGAGAAGUUACAAUGCACCCAUAAUUCACAAGUUUGAAUUUAUUUUGAGUUUUCUUUAAUCCACGUAAGGUCAAAAUUAUACAUACAUGCUCAGAUAUACACUUUGUACAUAUUUCUGAUAUAACCUAGACAGAAUAUUUGGUAAUUUUUCUUGUCAGAAUUGGUGAAAAUAAAUUUGACCAGUUCUAGGCUCAGUGGGUAGAGUAGUCGUCUUGCAAUUCGAAGAUUUUUGGGUUCGCUUCCAGCAAGGCCUUUAACCCGAAGUUCCCUACCGAUCUGCAUAUUGGUGUAUUAAUGUUUACGUGUUAGUGAGUUUGAUUGGGUAAAUGUGGCUAUAGUGUAAAGCACUUUGAGUGGUCAGUAUGACUUAAAUAAAGCUCUAUAUAAAUCCAUUUACCAUUCAAACUGAACGGUUUUCUGCUACAAACCUGUUUUCUUUUAGGAUAGUCCCGUUUUCCAUUGAUGUUGAAGUUAGGAAUUUGGGGUCCUGUCUACAGUGAGUUGAGUUCAACAUCAAGAUGGUGUGAAGCAAGUAAGAACCGUCCUUCCACAUGGACAAGCCAAUUGCCUUCUGGAGAAAUGUUACACCAAAUAGUGAGCUGUUUGACCAAAAUGACAAAAUAUACUAACAGUAUAACACGGUGGUGGUAGCAUCAUGCUCAGGGCGAUUUCCCCAUGCUAAUGGUCUUGGCACAUUCUUCAACUUCACUUCAGAUCAAAUGUGGGACCCAAAGACACUUUACAUGGGAUGUUUAAACUAAUUUAUGAAUUGGCUUCAACUUUAAACCUAAUUAUGCAUCUUUUCUGUAUUCAAAAGCCCAAAGCAGCACCGAAACCAACCAGGUUAAAUGAACUCAACCAGUUCAGAAAUCCAGACAUGAAUACUCCAGAAAUGUGUGGAAGUCCACAAAAACAUUUGGAAAUAGACAUUUAUCCAAAUAACAGUCAGUUCAAUAAAUAUAUCCGAGCCUGUAUUUAUACUGUUGAAUCCGAGUGGAUUAGAGAAAACCCACAAAAAGAAAUUUACGCUUCAACAGUCAAUUCUUGUUUUUGCAAAUCAGUGCAGUUUUGAGUCCAGCCCCAAAAGAGAUUAAAUGGGUUAAAUAAAUCAUUAAAAGCCCCAAAUUAAUGAUAUCCAUGCUCACGGGGAGUGAAUAGUGUUUAUGUUGUUUUUAGUUGAAAUAUUUUAUGGUUUUUAAAGCUGUUUUCGAUCACUUUUUUAGCGAAUGAAGAAGUUUUGCUUAUAUCUUGAAGAAAAAGUCAUAAAGUUUUUAAUGCAUCGUGCCAGAAAGCUUCACUGGCUUGGCAGUGUGAAAUAUUUGCUUGUCAGUUCAUGAUGUAAGCCUAUUAAAUCUCUCCUGAUGUUUACAUAUAAACCGCAGAUUGUGCCUUGAUUAUCAGCAAUAUGAGAUUUCCCAAAUGUUUGCGCCUUUUUUUUUAUCAGGGGAAACAUUCAAUAUCAGAGCUGUGAGAGUUACCGUGUUACUGCAAGCCAAAGACGUGUCUCUGUUUCUUAAAGCACCUUUCAAAUCCAUGUUUCCCUGAAAUCCCUGCAGCUCACCACAAACUUGGAUUUUAGUCAGUAUUGUGUUAUUUUAAUUUUUUCAAGCUUGCUUUAUGUACUUCACCAAUAAACUGACAUGCAACUCACAGUUUAAUUUAUUUUAAAGUCUGUCUGGUCUGUGAACUUUUUAUAGUUAUCUUUUUUUUCAGCAUUAUUAUGAAGCACGUUGUGUUUCUUGUGAUAAAACAGUACAUAUGAGGUUUCUGAGUGUGUUUUUAUUUUGGCACAAUGAAGGAUUCGUUGUUUUUGCUCAGGCUUAGAAUUCCUGGAUCCACGCUUGGAUUUAAACAGACCUAACCAAUGGAAAUUAAACAGUUUAUCAGCUUGAAAUGACCUUUUGUGUUCCUUGCUCUCAAUCUGUUGUUUUCUGUCUUUUUGUGUCUCUGAGUUAAGCGUUAAAAGUGGUGAUAUCUGUGUUUCUCCAAACACUAUCAGCUUAAUGUUUGACACACUCCUACUUUGUUCUUCUUUGUCUUUUUUGUUUCUCAUUAGGGGAUUUUGGGAUCCCUGGAAACUGCUUUUUCAAAUGUAAUCACAGAUGAGAUAUAUAUAUAUAAAUAUAUAUAUA